CAGACAACGAAAGAAGAUAGUACGUUUUCGGUCAAGGAAAAUAAUAUUUUGUUGGGAAAAAGGAGUGAAGAUCUGUUCCACUACUCGUACCAUGUCGCAAAGAGGAAAGAUACCGAUCAGAGAUCAGAAACAUGGAACGAAGUGGAUUGAAAUACACCAAACCCAGCAAAUUAUCUGGUUUAGCAUUAGCGGAAAGCAAUCAUGUCAGCUCCCAACAAAGAUGACAUGGAAACUACUGUUAGCAGGAGCAUCGAUGGUUACAGCGAUGAAAACGAUGGCAAUAGUAGCAGUACGAACGGCAUCAAUAGGGAUCGAUAUUACGAUGGUGUAUAUUAUGGUGAUAGCGACGAUGAUCCUGCCGCUUUGCUUUUGGCACUAGACGAAGCCGAACGGAAUGAAUCUUCAUUUGAUAUUCUUGCCGACCACGGCGAAUUUUCGUAUAGCGAGCACGAUCAGCGCAUGUACACGCCUGCACUGGACAUAGAUGCUCUUUUACCACCGGAUAACAAUAUGCUGCCUAUUUCGGAGGAGGAAGGAGAAGUAGGAGGUGGCACAGCAUCUUCUUCCCUGUACGAAAUUCCCAGCGGAUACCGCAACAAUCGCAGUCUCGCCGAAACGCAAGGAGAAGACGAACUGGAUGACGUCGUUGACGACGAGGAUAUGUCUUCUCAAACCUCGUCUCUUUCCGGUUCUGAGCCAUCGAGAUCCAUUCAGGAGAAAGUUGUCGAAAUUAACACUUUCUUGGACGAUGCCAUGCAACAACAACCAAGCAACAAAGCCAACAGAGGUUUUGCCAAAACCGGAUCCGGUGCCAACCUUUGGAAUCGCUUUAGCGCCAAAGGAAGUAGCUUCGAUGAGAAUGCUAGUGCCGUUAGCGAUGCUAGCUUUUUGAAAAAAGGCACCGUGUCGCUGGUGCAGGAGCUCGUAGCUGCCGAUGCAUCAUAUUUGAACAGUAAGAGAAAAAGUGGCGGUAGCCCUACGGAGGAUCCCGAAGCCCUGGCCACUGCCCUCCUGCCGUCGGCUCCAGUUGGGGAAGAAGUUGACGCAGGCGCAGAUACAAUACAGCAAAAGCGGUAUUUCGUCCGUAGGGCUAUCUGGUGUGCUAUCCUUAUUAUUGUCUUGAUUUCUGCGGCUGGGACUACUGCGGGUUUAUUGAUAGCUAAGAACCGCAGAAACAACAAUGAGACGACAACAGAAGUAGUUGUUUCCCCCGGGGAGACCACAGAAAAGAAAAAUGAAACAUCUUUUGAUUCGACAAAUAAUAGUUCUGCACUUGAUGAAGUGAAUAACAGCAGUAUUGGCUUUAGCAACAGCAGCUCCAACAGCAGUGAUGCUAACGAUCAGAACGGUCCUUCUUCAUCGUCCUUGUUGAAUCCUUCCAUGCGACCUUCGACUGCUCCAUGGAUAACAAGCACAAAUUUCCCCUCCACAAUGCCUACUAAUACAAUCUCGUUAUCUCCGGUUCAAACCGCCUCCGUAGAGCCAUCAGUUCGCGACGACAAUGACACCAACGAACCAAGCAAAGAAGACAAUGCAGAAAUCACAGGAGAUGAUGUUAUCGACAAGAGCGAUCGACCAUGGGACGACGACGAUUUUCAGCCGAUCGAGAUUCAGGGCGACGACGAUUUUUACAAAAAUGGAGAAGAAGAAGACAACGAUGGAAUCAAAGGAGGGGGAUUCGAGGAUGACAAACCUGUAGAUCAACCCUCGGGAGACGACGACUUUCAACCAAUCGAAAUGUUGGGCGAGGAUGAUUUUUACACCGGUAUUGAACCUCAAGACCCGUUGCAUGACAACACGAUGGGUGUACCCAGUGCUGUUGUUCACGACAAGAAACAGAAGCAAACGAAAGAAUCAAAGAUUAAUAGCACCAAAAAGAAAAAGUCAAAGAGCACUAAAACCAGAACGAAAAAGCCUAAGAGCACUAGAACCAAGGAGCAAAAGAACGAGAUUCCACACAGCGAGGAUUCAGUGGAUGGAUCUCUCCUUUACGGAUCAGCCGAAGCGGUAAAUAUCAAGCAGCGGUCCUUUUUCUCGAAGGGUAGAAACAUCGAUCCCCAACCGUCGCGUUACAGAACUUACGAUCGUCGCUAUCCCCAGCCGCAACUACAUAAUCAGUAUUAUGGUAAGCGUCCUCAAAAAUUCUGGUACCAUAAAUACGACAGCAACCCGUAUUUGUCGGUGAAGACGUUUCGAAAACAACCACAUAAGUGGCGACAGCAACAGAAGCAGUGGCGAAGAAUUCCACGGGGGUAUUAGAAUAGAGGGAUGAAAAACAU
Molecule: messenger RNA, 2279 nt
Organism: Pseudo-nitzschia multistriata
Lineage: Eukaryota; Bacillariophyta; Bacillariophyceae; Bacillariales; Bacillariaceae
Source: the annotation of a GenBank genome assembly